Lepisosteus oculatus (spotted gar) is the source of this 5999-nucleotide messenger RNA. RefSeq names its product VGF nerve growth factor inducible (gene vgf). NCBI's taxonomy places the organism in Eukaryota, Metazoa, Chordata, Actinopteri, Semionotiformes, Lepisosteidae. The record is from RefSeq and is a predicted model, not a curated record. Gene Ontology annotation, molecular function: neuropeptide hormone activity.
ACGCCGCGCCGGGUAGUGGUAGCGCCGUCGGACUUGAGUGUUCCGAAAGAGCAUUUAGAAAAGCAAAAACAACAAAGAGAGAGAAAAAAGACGUGAUUUUGUUUUUUAGAAAGUGACACAAGAAAAGAUAGAACAUAAAGCUAGCCAGUGACGCUCGCCUUUCCAAAUCAGAAAUUCUGGGUGGGUCGCGCCCAUCUCAAGGUCAUGAUCCCGUGCCAACACACCUUAAGUGCCCCUCUGUUGCUGUUGCUGCUUGGCACUAGCUUGGCGUGGACCGAUGCUGCCCCAGGGGCAGAAGAGAAGUAUGGUGCCACGAGUGUCUCCCGCCCCCUCCCGCCGGCGGUGGGAGUAGCGCAGACCGCGCAGAAGGAGUCGAGAGAGCAGGGAGACGGCCAGACGCAAGGGCUGAAGAAAGAGGCGAGGUCGGCCCCCGAGCCAGAGGACGAGCUCUUCAAGGACGUGGACCCCAAAACCCUGGCGGCCGUCCUGCUGGAGGCCCUGAACCAGCAGGAGGGAGCCAACCAGGAGGCUGGAGAGGGGGCUGGGAAGGGGGAGACCGCGAGAGAGGCGCUCCGGGGAAGCUCGGAAGAGGGGAGGCGUGAGGAGGCAGAGUCGCAGCUGAUCUGGGGAAAAGAGGGGCUGGAGGAGCGAGAGAGGGAUCAGGAGGAGGAGGAGAGGAAGAGAGCAGAGGAGGAGGAGAGGCUGACGGAGAGGGUGAAGAGUCGGACACGGAGCCAAGAAGGUUUGGGUGUGGAGAGCAAGAGCCAGGAAGCUGGAGGGGCAGGAAGAGGGGGCGAGAGGGAGGAGGGGGAGGAGCGCGUGAGGGGGGGAGGGCAGGAGGAACAGGAGGAACAGCUGAGCCCCCAGGAAGUGGAAAACCUGCAGGCCAUGCUGGAGGAGCUGCAAAGCUACAGCACCACCACCAAACGAGAGAGGGACUCCCUUAACGUGGUGGAGCGGGGAGUUGGGAAGCCCAAACUAUGGAAGGACAGAACUGGGGGUUACAAGGCCAGCCUGGAUUCUGAAGCCAAUGAGGUCCUACAAGAACUGGGGGCCUAUGAGCGCGUGAUGGGGGCCAUGAACAAAGGGAAGACACAGCAGAACAAAAUAGAUGUGGAGUUGGGGGGGGACACAAAGAGGGGGAAGCAGUCGUACAUGGGGCAGAACUUCUUCGAGGAUUCCAACCAAGGCGUGGAUGACGAAGAGGAGGAGGAGAUCCUGAGCCCUGAGGAAGAAGAAGCAAGGGCCAGGGCCGAGCAGGAAGAGGUGAGGAGGCAGGCAGCCGAGGCGCAGCGUGCCAAGGAGGAAGAGGAGAAGCUGGCCGACAUCGCCUCCGACCUCCUGCUCCAGUACCUGGUCAAGCAGGACGGGGCCGAACACAGGAAGCAGCAGAAGCAGCAGAAGCAGCAGGAAGAGGUGCUGAACUCCCUGGCAGGGGCUCGGGGCAAGAAGCUGCCCGUGGUCAGCAGUAACGCAGCGGAGGACAAGCGCUCCGAUGAGGACGAUGACGACGACGACGACGACGACGACGACAUUGACCCCCAGACCAUCGACAAGCUGAUCGAGAUCUCCAGCAAGCUGCACCUGCCGGCCGACGACGUGGUGGACAUCAUCAACGACGUGGAGAAGAAGAAGAAGAAGGACGCCCCCGAGCCCCGCCCGCGCAAGCUGCCCCCACCGCCCCGCAGCAACUCACCCCCACCUCUGCCCGCCCCCCAAAAGCCGCGCCAGAAGGACAAGUUCCUGCCCAAGCAGGCCGCUCGUGUCUGGCAAAAGCAGACCUUCUCAUCCUACCCCUCUUACUCGCCCUAUCAGAAGCCCUUCCGCUCCUACUACCCCUUCUACUACCCACCCCCCAAGCCCCGCUUCCGCAACCAGGAACUGUCCGUCAACGACAUCCUGGGAAACUCCCUGGACUACGACCUGGACCCCAGGCCCUGGCGGUACCAGCUCAAGCCCAAGCCCAAGCCCAAGCCCUGGUCCCGCCCUCAGCCCAGCGCCCUCUUCAUCUCCAACUACAUCCGCCCCAGAACUUACCUGCCCCCGCCCCCGCCCCGCCGCGCCCUGCCCCCCGCCCGCCGCCGGCCCUACUACUACUCCAAGCCCAUCCCGCUGAUGCCCCGCGACGAAGACUACUACGACCCGGGGCAGGAGAGCGAGGAAGAGCUGGAGAACUUCAUCGAGAAGGUCUUCCUGAAGCGCCCUCGGAUGUUCUAGUGAGAACAGGCCAGCCGGUGCAGUAGGAGUGCGUUUCUGUUCCAUUAGAUCUGUUUUUUCCAUUGGUUCGGAAGGGAGGACCUGUAUGUUUAUGCCUUUACCGGUUUCUCUUUCCGUUUUCUGACUCCUAGUACUGUCAGUGGAUGUUUGUGUGUCGUUCCGGGUUACUUUCUAAUUGCAUGAAUCGGACAGGGGAACCAGAUGGCCACUGGCCUCACUCCCCUCCACCCCCUUGCCCAACCUGCCAACAGAGACAAGCAGUUUUUUUUUUUAAGGGGGAGGGGUGGGGGGUGGGGGUGGAGUGAAGAAAAUGAACUAAAAUAUGAAAAAAAAUACCAGUCCUUCACUGUGCCAGUCCCCCUACCCUGCAUUUCUUGAUCCAGCUGUGUGGCCUUCUUUGAAAGACCCAUUCCUGGUUAUAAAGCCUCUAGCACACAUCUUCAAGAAAGUCCAGAUAUAUCAUUACUGACCCAUUCAUCACCUACCUCAGUACCUUUAACCUUCCGCGUACCUGUCAGCCUAUUUUGUGCCACCCCCCCCGUCGCAGAAGCUUGGCUUCUUGUGGCGCUGAGAACGUGCGUCCCUGUAGGAUCUUCCGUCAAAAACACCUGCGGACACGGGCCGGAUGACGUCACCGACUUCGGGUCUCCCAAGCUUCCAGCUCGCGCUCUAAGUCGGCUUUCUGAAUAUCUGACGGCUGGCGAGAUCGGUUAUGCUCCCGCCUCUCGAACCACGGUCAGCACGCGAAAGAAAAAAAUAGCGAGAUGUCGUCAGGGAUUUAAAUGCUUGGAGAUGGGACUCCAACGUUAUGGAUGGGGGGGGGGGGGGUUGAUGGCUGAUGACGUCAUUGUUCGCGCCAACGUCACCUGCCCGAGUAGAUCAGAGUGAUCUAGAAGUCUUAAAGUAUUCGAAGCCCAACACACCUGCAAUCCCUUUCCCCGCCUCCUAAAAGACGUGACGAUCACGGCCUGAGUCGGAGACGUUUGCUGCGAGCUACCGCGUCGUAUUGCUGAAGCAGAUCCAGCACAAAACCAGUCGAACAUGAGCGACUUGGCCUUUCUUGCGUUCCUGAAUCACAGAACUGAACUUGCACUUUAUACAGAAUUCUCCCUGGCUGAUUCUUAGUUCCAGAAAUUGAAACUAUGUCGUGGUUUACCGACCUGUAUCAUCAUUAAGAGCAGGAAUAGUAAAGCGUUUUGCUCCUGUGCGGAACUGGUUUUGUACUCAAACUAAAGAGUGUUUAAAAUCCAACCCCCCCCCCGCAAAAAAAAAAGUUUUAACGAACAUUUUCUCUCGGUAGGCUGUUUUCACCAGUGGCGGUAUCAAACUGUGGGCGGAACGAUUCUCCUUCUCCAAGCACUGUCGCUCGCGCUCUUUCCCGCCGUUUAGAAGAACGCACACAGAGGGGCCGCGCGCCACCUAGUCCGACUGUUCCCGAUCGUCACCCACGAGCCGAAUAAGACCGACUGGGGCUGCGGUCCUCGGUUUGAUAUUCGUGCGCAGUCGAGAACUGACUCAUAGUACAAGACUACAUUUGGUUUUUCUUGUAAGGGUGAACGUUAAAAGAAGACGGCGCGUUAACUCGGAACAAGCUGUAGACAUGCGCUACAUUAAGGGAAGAACGAGACGUGACUGACCAGGUGUCGGACGCCUAGGAGAGGGCAUCCAUGGGCAUCUUUCAGCGAGAACGAGAGGACGACUGCUGGCGCGGCAAAGUCACAGUUUGCUCCGCCGAGCUGCGCGCAGUGUCCUUACGGCGCACUACCCCUCUUGGCGAGACACAGAAGUCAAACUCUUACCUCACCCGGCCCAGGAGCCCGGGGUCGGCUUUUCGGUGGCCCGACUCGAGCCCUUUGGAGCUCGAUACUCGGACUUUUCCUUUUCGGACCAACGUGCCAUUACACCCAUAUCUCACAGUAUUCAACCGACAAGUGUCAGGGUUAAACUAAGCAGAAAUCCAAGCCUAUGUGAUUCGUAGUUUAGUUUUUCCUGAAUCCAUGACGGUCUUUAAUAGUUUUUUUUAUGUUCUUAGAACACACGACACAAAACAGUACAAAACUGAGGUGUACAGACCUGUAUUACCUCAAACAGUAUUUGCCUCGCCUUAAAAGCAGGUUGGUAAUUUUACAUACAUCGUAUUCACUCGGAGUGGACUCGUAACCUUCAAGGCGAGGGACAAGCAAUCACUGCCAAAUGUUAAGUUAGGGGAUUCGAAUCAAAUGUCGAUUUGAUAGAUCUUUUAAAUGAGGCGCAGGCACUAAUGAGCAGGUGGGUUGAAUUGACUAACCAAGAGAGAGGCUAGUUACCGUGUAUUCGUAAAGAAGCAACGCAUUCAGAAAUAUCGUUAUCAGACAUAUUAGACGUAGCCAACUUUGUUAUAGAAUAACUAGAGUUAAGUAACAUUUUUUUCUAUAAUCUGUUCUGGUUUCAAGUAAAUUGCUACAUGCUCAUCGUCAUCACUUGAAAUUGUAAGCCCUGAAGUACACACAGCGGGUAUGGCAGGUUAAAGGUAAAAAUCAUCGCUGUAUUUGAAGCAGUAAAGGAACACUUAAGGAAAACCGUCGGAAGUAACUUGGCAUCUGUUUUCUGAAUUUUUUUACACUAAUUUCCUAUUCUUCAUUGUACCCGAGGUUUCUUACUUGUACAGAUGUGUCUGAGGGUCACACGUAUUUAUUUCCUUGACAAAUUUCGGUGCAAAACAUCAUACAUUCCAAACAUUUUUGCAUAGAAGUUUAAAAAGAGCGGUAUACAAAAAAAAAAAAAUCUAGUGAUAGUAAACUAUUGCCUUAUAAAACACCUGGGUCCCAUCCGUCACUGCAGGGUGUUUCCGGAAAAUCUAUCUGAAGGUGUUUGUGACCGUUGUUGCUAUACUUUCCGGUGAAAAUAAGCGUUUUUUGUAUGUUAGUUUCCGUAGUAUAGCUCAGGCAUGCUGCUAAUGUUGUGUGAUCCUGUGGAUUCGUCGUUUACAAAUGGAAGGCGUGGCAGAGUGUUUGGGAAGCCAAAAUAAAAUAAAUCCUUGGAUUUUUUUUAUGCUUUUUGGCAAAAUUAGUAGUGACAUUUUUUUUUUCUUUAAAGAAGAGUGGCGAAAAAACAUGAAAAACUACGUGCUGAAACCCCUUACCUUUCUAUCUGGUACUCAGAAGCCAGAGGCUUAAGUGACGUCAUAAAAUACAGGACGUCAUUGGACUUUAUUAGCCGAUGCACGAGAGAUAUUGAAGCACAGAGAGUGUGGUUUAUAAUUAUGACACAUUGUUUUUUAAAUGAAAGAAGCGCAAGGGACCUACAACUCAAACGAUAAGGAUGUUUAAUCUCUUCACCUACGGGCAACAUUCCAUUCGCUUGCCAUUUAAGAGGCUACAAUGGCGCCUUUUACAGAUCGACCGCUUCUAGUCGGGUAGGGGUUCGCUCAGGGAGUUGCAGAGAGAGGGGUGGGUGCGGCGCUCGCGCGGAGGAGCGCGGCAGAGGUGUCUAAUCACGAGAACAGCCGGGCAGUGGCGAAAACCGAAGGAAACGGACUAAUUUCUGCACGUUUGUCUGUACUGCAUCUCACAACCGCUGUGGAAAACAUAACGUGUUGUUUUUGACAAAAUCAGUGGGAAUACUAUUCAAUGAAGAAAAAAAACUUGAGUAAUUCUGUAAGUCUUGUACAAGGAUCCUGUCUGUGAUGUUCUUUAUAGAUGUACCUGUAUUUAAUAAACAUGCAUUGACUCGAUGUAAAUAGCAUGUUGAUUACUAGUUUUGCUAUACAGAGAGAAAUAAAUAAAAGCAACUAUUUUAUUAAA